GGAGACCCAGGGCAGAGCGGAGCAGGAAAGGGAAGGCGGAAGUGCUGACAGGAGGACACUGCUCUGAGGAGGAAUACAGCGACCUAGGCGGAGAGGAGAAGCCGACAUGGAGAGACACGGAGCCUUCCCUCAGAUGGUGGACCCAACGUUGGCAGAAAUGGGGAAAAAUCUUAAUGAAGCAAUGAAGAUGCUGGAAGAUGGACAGAAGUCAACAGAAGACGAGAGAGAUGCCAAGAAAUACACAAGGAAAGAUAUACCAGGACCACUUCAAGGAAGUGGUCAGAACAUGGUGAGCAUUCUCCAGCUGGUGCAGACCCUUAUGAAUGAAGAUGAAGAAGAGGAGUCGCAAUCAAUCCGUAGGAUUCAGAAUGUCGGGGAACAGGGUCACAUGGCGCUGCUGGGACAUAGUCUGGCAGCCUACAUCUCCGUACUGGACAAAGACAGACUCCGAAAAUUGACCACAAGGAUUCUUUCUGACACUACUGUCUGGCUUUGUAGACUGUUCAGGUUUGAAAAUGGUUCUGCUUAUUAUCAUGAGGAUGAUCGGGAGGGGUUGCUGAAAGUGUGCAGACUCGUCAUCCACUCCCGCUAUGAUGACUACACUACAGAGGGAUUCAAUGUUCUCUAUAACAAGCAGCCUGUUAUCUACACAAGUGGGGCUGCAAGACCUGGGCUCGGCCAGUACCUCUGUAACCAGCUCGGCCUUCCGUUGUCCUGCUUGCGUCGUGUGCCUUGUAAUACAAUGUUUGGUUCCCAGCAUCAAAUGGAUGUGGCCGCACUGGAUCGUCAGUUGAAAGAGGACAAAGAAUCUGGAAAGCUACCUCUCCUAUUGGUGGCUAAUGCCGGAACCCCUGGCGCAGGACACACAGACAAACUGGCAAGACUAAAGGAGCUGUGUCAUCAGUAUAAUAUUUGGCUACACGUGGAAGGAGUAAACUUGGCGACCUUGGCAUUAGGCUAUGUCAGUGCGUCUGUGCUAGCUGCAACUAAGUGCGACAGUAUGACAUUGACCCUAGGACCAUGGUUGGGCCUUCCAGCUGUCCCUGCUGUUACCCUGUACAGACAUGAGGAUCCUUCCCUGUCCCUCGCUGCUGGACUCACAACAAGCCAGCCUGUGGAGAAGCUUCGGGCUCUGCCACUUUGGCUGUCUCUGCAGUAUCUCGGCCACAAUGGGAUUGUUGAGCGGAUAAAGCAUGCAUCUCAACUGAGUCAAAGACUGCUGGAAGACCUAAAGGAUGUAACCUCCAUCAAAACUUCGGUUGAACCUGAUGGAAACUCACCAGUAGUUGUAUUUAAAUUCUUUUAUGAUGGCUCUGGAUCAGGUUGCACUAUAAACUUGAACACCAUCGAGAGGGAGAGCGAUGCAAUGAAUCAAUGGCUCGGGGAACAACUGGCCGCCCUUAUUCCAUCUUGUGCUGUGGACACAGUGGAACUGGAAGAUGAAGGAGUAUGUGUACGCUUUAACCCAAUGAUGACCUCCGCAGUUCUAGGUACAACAGUUGAAGAUGUUGAUCAGCUGGUGGAAUGUGUAAAGGUGAAAAUCCCCAUCAUCCACAACACCCUGCAGCUGAAAGAAGAGUUCAGACUAGAGGUGGAAAGAAUAGCUGGACUGACCUACGUGGUUGACUACAGCUGGGCUGGACUUGGUGUGCUAAGGUAUGAUCAUGUAAGUGAGGAACUGGAUGGCAGCAGACGAGAAGCAGAACUUGAAAAGAUUAAUGUGUCCCUGCUGAAGAAGCUCAAUGAAGUGGAGUCCGAUCUCGCCUUCUCUUCCGGUCCAGAGUUUGGAGCUGAGAAAAACUGUAUUUAUAUUGGAAUGGCGACAGAAGAUGUGGAUGUCUCUGAGCUGGUAGAGACCAUUGCAGUCAUGGGCCGAGAGAUUGAAGAAAACUCAAAGCUCCUUGAGAAUAUGACUGAAGUAGUCAGGAAAGGCAUUCUGGAAGCCGAGGUACAGCUGCAGAGGGCCAAUGAGGAACGCCUUUUGGAGGAGGGAGUCUUACGGCAGAUCCCACUAGUUGGUUCCGUUCUUAACUGGCUUUCUCCUGUUCAAGCAACACCAAAGGGCAGAACAUUCAAUUUAACAGCAGGAUCAUUAGAAUCAACAGAAAUAACGUAUGCGUCCAAGGCACAGGACACUGGACCAAGUCCUCCCCCGACGCCAAGCCUGGGACAUGCAAAGAGACAUCCAGGUCAAAAGUUGUUCAAAAGACUGUCCAGAAACUCUGAUGCGAUGAGUGAGACGAGUUCGAUAAGUCACCUGGAAGAAGUGGAAAACCUUGAGGCUUCCCCGACGCCAGAACCACAGCCCGGCCAACCUACUGAACCCCUCGCCCCAUCUGUGGAGUCUCACAGUGAGGAAUCCCAUGAGGCUGAAGCACUGGACACUAAGACAGUGGAGUCUGAGAGUCUAAGAUAAAGGCGAGUGUUUUAUGAUUAACACUCGACCCGACAUGAACUCUUUGUAGAUGUAAGAGAUUUCAAAUGUGAACAGUGCCACGCAAGCGUACAGUAGCGAUACUGUACUAGAUUAUUAACCUGUCUGCACAAAUAAUCAAAAUUAAAACGAAAGCUUUUUUUUUCUCAGUAGGGAGAGGUCACAGUCAUAAAACUACUAUUUUUACCAAUGGUAACUUGAGUUUACUGCACUUCUUGUAAUUUCAAGAGUUUGAUUUUCUAAUCCAGCCUUUUAUUUUAUAAUCUUUUUAGUCUUGGCGUUUAUUUUUACUGUUUGUCUUCAAAUGAAGCCCUCUGAAUGUAAAUGUCAGAAAAAGACAUCUCACCCAUAGAUGUGUACAUGACUAAUUACAUCUGAAAUACCAUCGACUUGUAAUGACUCUAGUAGCGGCUCUGCACGUUACCGUCUGAGGUUUGCUAUUUGCACAGUCAGUGUAUUUUAAUGAAUGAUUCAGCAGUUUGAACUCCUUCCUAUGAGUUUUUCAGGAUAACAGAUGGACCCUUCCUAAAACCUAUAUCCAGUCAACAGCCUGGUUUCACAAAAAUGAAAAUUUAAAGGGGAAGUCCACUUUCAAUGCUUAGGGCCCUUACGGUUAGGAUUACACAGUUAGACUUUUUGUAGCAACACUAAAAUUAUUUUCAUGUUCUAAAAGACGUACGUCCAAUUAAUUAAAUAGGACCGCACUGUUUAGUCGGUUUACAUUGUUAAUGGUUGCAUGGUACUGCGGGUGCUGUGCAGUCCUAAAUAGUUAGUUGGAGCUCCUGUGGCUGCGACACAACCUAGGCAGGACUACGCUGCGUGGUCGUACCCUUAAAGAGGUUGUCUGAGCUUUUUAAUAUUGAUUGGCGGAGGUCCAACACCCAGUACCCCUGUCGAUCAGCUCCGCGCAUUGCACACUUGCCGUCUUCCUGCCUGCUGCUGCUGUCCCAUGGACUAACAGAAGCAGACAGGAAGACAGAAGGGAGACGGCACGCGCGCACUGUGCGCUCGGUCUCACUAUACUGCAAAUCGACAGGGGUCUGGAUCUGAUAUUGAUGGCCUAUCCUGAGGAUAAGUCAACAACCCCUUUAAGGGUCCCCCCCCAUUAGCACAGAAUUCCCUAACAGAGUAAUUGUUAAUAGAAAACCUAUUUCUCAUAGUAAAACCUCACCUAAAUACAAAAAGGCAGCACUCCUAUGUACAUUACAGGGAAUUUGUCACCGGCACUAUGCUGCCCUCACUGAGGGCAGUGUAGUGACAGACCCGCUGAUUUCAGAGGUCUGUCACUUCUGUUCUGGCAGUCGGUACUUUUAUAGCUGGCAUGCGCUGCAAGGGAAAUGCGUCCAAUGAGACUUCCUGCCCUCUCCCCCUCCAGACUAUGAUUGAUAGGUUUCUUUCCUGUUGUACAACCUAUCGCACUCCAGAGGCAGCGAGCCUCAUUGGACUCAUUCCUCACAGUGUUGGCACACGCUGAGGGGUCUGUCACUACACUAUGCUGCCAGAAUGUUUUUUUUCCCGUUCUUGAAAUCCAUAGAAGUGCUGCCAGCAUGUGUUUUUGUUUUUUUUUGCAUUGGGAAUUCUUUGGCAGGGGCUACAGACCCCAAGUUUGCACGGUGACGUAGGUAAAUUAUCCUUCCACUUUGCAUAAAGCUUGGGCUAGGUGACUACUUGCACGGCUCCUGCACAACAUUUAGAGUUGUGCUAUAUGCACUUUCAUAGGAUGCUGAGUCAACUCAUCAGAAUGCAGCUUUCUUUUAUUAAAGAUAAAAUAGGCCUCCGAAAGAUCUGUUGUAGGCCCUAAAUCUCACUUUCUACAUAUUCCCAUCUUUUAGUCUUCAUGCACACAGCCACUCAAUAAAAUGAGACUUUUUCAUCCGCAAUUGGACGUGCUCUAUCAUUUGCAGGACGCCUACACGGAUCUGCAAAAUCUACGGAUGUAUGAAUGGGUCUAUGAUGGCGCACAGAUGUGAAAUACGGUAGUGUGCAUGAAGCCUAAUGUGUAUGGCCAGCUUUAGUCUUAUCCUGAAUUGUGGCUG
This is a messenger RNA of Bufo gargarizans (Asiatic toad), 4470 nucleotides long. RefSeq names its product pyridoxal dependent decarboxylase domain containing 1 (gene PDXDC1). The record is from RefSeq and is a predicted model, not a curated record. Gene Ontology annotation, biological process: carboxylic acid metabolic process. Gene Ontology annotation, molecular function: carbon-carbon lyase activity; pyridoxal phosphate binding. The transcript has 23 exons. NCBI's taxonomy places the organism in Eukaryota, Metazoa, Chordata, Amphibia, Anura, Bufonidae. Gene Ontology annotation, cellular component: intracellular membrane-bounded organelle. The coding region runs from base 107 to 2416 and encodes 769 amino acids.